Molecule: messenger RNA, 1356 nt
Organism: Eleginops maclovinus (Patagonian blennie)
Lineage: Eukaryota; Metazoa; Chordata; Actinopteri; Perciformes; Eleginopidae
Gene: cbr4
Product: carbonyl reductase 4
Exons: 6
Coding region: 170-886 (238 amino acids)
Molecular function (GO): oxidoreductase activity, acting on the CH-OH group of donors, NAD or NADP as acceptor
Source: RefSeq, a predicted model, not a curated record
CCCCUGUUGGUCAAACAGCGGCAGCACAGGGACAGUGCAAACAAACAUGGCGGCGCCCUUCUGAUUCUCUGCUCCUGAAUCAGCGAUUCAUCAGGGAGCUUCUUCACACAGAAACAGGAUCUGAAACAGGUGACUUCACUCUGAAACAGGAGAAGGGGUUCUCUCCAUCAUGUCCCGGCUGGCUGUGGUCUGUGGGGGCUCCAGGGGCAUUGGGGGGGCCGUGUCCCGGCUGCUGGCAGAGAGGGGCUGCAGGGUGGCGGUUCUUUCCAGGAACCAGGACUCUGCCCGGGCCAUGGUGGAGUCUCUGCCCGGAGGACUUUCAGAGCACCUGGCUCUCAGCUGUGACGUCUCUAAAGAGCAGGAGGUGAAGAAGACCUUCGACACGAUCCACAAAACCUGCGGGAGCGUCUCGUACCUGGUGAACGCCGCCGGCAUCAACAAGGACUCCCUGCUGCUGAGGGCCCGUCCUGAGGACAUGGUGUCUGUGCUGCACACCAACCUGCUGGGCUCCAUGCUGACCUGCAGGGCGGCGCUGCGCUCCAUGCUGAACACCCCGGGGGCCGCCAUCGUUAACAUCGGUUCUGUUGUGGGUCUGAAGGGGAACCCGGGUCAGAGUGUCUACAGCGCCUCCAAGUCCGGUCUGCAGGGCUUCACUCGCUCUCUGGCUAAAGAAGUGGCUUCAAGAAACAUCAGAGUCAACCUGCUGCUUCCAGGGUUUAUCCGUACAGACAUGACGGCGGGUCUGCAGGAGUCCGAGCGUCCGAUCCCCCUGCAGAGGUUUGGGUCCCCGCAGGAAGUGGCUCAGGCCGUCCUCUUCCUGCUGGAGGCUCAGUACGUGACGGGGGCCGAGCUGCUGGUGGACGGGGGUCUGCAGCUCAGCCUGUAGGGGGCGCUCUCUGCAGAGGGACGUGUGUGAGGCAGAGGAUGCAGAGCUGGAUGCAGAGCUGCAGCGAGGAGUCGUCCUCAUGCUCUUCUCUGUUAUUACAAAUAAAGUGAAGACACUUUUUCAUAUUUCUGUCAUUUUCUAAAAGCAGAGCUGCAACAAAGCGAUGGAUAAACAGAGCUCUGAGGAAACUGAAACUCUAUCUGAACUGUGCUUUAUCCUCCAACACCGACUGCCAGCUGAGGAACCCUGCAGAUGCUGUGUGGAGAUAUUUGAGAUCAGGGGGACGGAGAUUCAUUUCAUUUGAACCGUCCUAAAGAUAUUCACUCCCAAUAUAAAUAUGAUCAUAAAACAGCAGCGCUCCAGAGAGGCUCUCUAUGAUUAGAUCCUAACAUGUUCUACAUCCCUCUGUCUGAAAGAAAUAUAUAGAACACAGAAAUGACAAAUAAUAAAUAUUAAGUAGUUCAAUCAAA